UCUACCUCCUCCUCCACCUCCUUCUCCUCCUUCUCCUCCUUCUCUUUCUCCGCCGCCAUGUCCGCGUUGGAAGAAAGCGACGGGAGCGGCGUGGUGCGGCCGCACUACGGCUCCGUCUUGGAUAAUGAGAGGCUCACGGCAGAGGAGAUGGACGAGCGAAGGCGACAGAAUGUGGCCUACGAGUACCUGUGUCACCUGGAAGAAGCCAAGAGGUGGAUGGAGGCCUGUCUUAAUGAAGAACUCCCUCCCACCACCGAACUGGAGGAGGGGCUGAGGAAUGGGGUCUACCUGGCCAAACUGGGAAACUUCUUCUCUCCCAAAGUGGUCUCCCUGAAGAAGAUCUAUGACCGGGAGCAGACCAGAUACAAGGCUACUGGCCUUCACUUCCGGCACACCGACAACGUCAUUCAGUGGCUGAACGCCAUGGCCGAAAUCGGACUGCCCAAGAUUUUCUACCCAGAGACCACAGACAUCUACGACCGGAAGAACAUGCCCCGUUGCAUCUACUGCAUCCACGCCCUCAGUUUGUACCUGUUCAAGCUGGGCCUGGCGCCUCAGAUCCAAGACCUGUACGGCAAGGUUGACUUCACAGAGGAAGAAAUCAGCAACAUGAGGAGUGAAUUGGAGAAGUACGGGAUCCAGAUGCCAGCCUUCAGCAAGAUCGGGGGCAUCCUGGCCAACGAGCUUUCGGUGGAUGAAGCGGCAUUGCACGCGGCUGUGAUCGCCAUCAAUGAAGCCAUAGACCGCAGAGUUCCCGCGGACACCUUCACGGCCCUGAGAAACCCCAAUGCCAUGCUGGUCAACCUUGAAGAGCCCCUGGCCUCCACGUACCAGGACACCCUGUACCAGGCCAAACAUAACAAGAUGACGAAUGCGAAAAACAGAACGGAGAACCCCGAGAGGGAGAGGGAUGUAUAUGAAGAGCUGCUGACGCAGGCUGAGAUCCAGGGCAACGUCAACAAAGUGAACGCACAUUCCUCCAUAUCCAAGAUCAACCUGGCUCUGGAACGAGGAGAUAUGCUGGCCCUGUUCGAGGCUCUGCAGUCGCCGGCCCUGGGCCUGCGAGGGCUGCUGCGGGAAAACUGCGACUGGUACUUCAAGCAGCUCCUGAGCCAGAAGCAGCAGAAGAAGCAGGCCGGCCUGACAGGACCACUGCAGAAGGAAGAGCUGCAGGCUGGAGUGGACGCGGCCAACAGUGACGCCCAGCAGUACCAGCGAAGGCUGGCUGCGGUCACCAGGAUCAACGCUGCCAUCCGCAAGGGCGUGGCCCAGGACACGGUGUCGGAGCUGAUGAACCCUGAGGCCCAGCUGCCGCAGGUGUAUCUGUUUGCUGCCGAUCUCUACCAGAAGGAGCUGGUCACCCUGCAGCAGCAGAGCCCAGAACACAACCUCAACCACCCCGAGCUCUCUGUGGCCGUGGAGAUGCUGUCGUCUGUGGCCCUGAUCAACCGGGCCCUGGAGUCUGGAGACGCGGUCACCGUCUGGAAGCAGCUGAGCAGCCCGGUCACCGGACUCACCAGCAUCGAGGAAGAGAACAGCCAGAGGUACGUGGAUGUUCUGAUGAAACUGAAGGCUCAGUCCUACUCCCAGAACAACGAGUUUCUCACCUGGAACGACAUCCAGGCAUCCGUGGACCGGGUGAACCAGUUGGUGCUCGAGGAGCACGAGAGGAUUUUAGCGAUCGGUAUGAUCAAUGAAGCCCUGGACGAGGGUGACUCCCAGAAGACCCUGAAAGCCUUACAGAUCCCCGCGGCCAAGCUGGAGGGGGUGCAGACCAAGGUGGCCCAGCACUACCAGGACACCCUGAUCCGAGCCAAGAGAGAGAAAGCCCAGGAAACUCAGGAUGAGUCGGCGGUGCUUUGGCUCGAUGAAAUUCAGGGUGGGAUCUGGCAGUCCAACAAGGACACCGAGGAAGCUCAGAAGUUUGCCUUAGGGAUCCUGGCUAUCAACGAGGCAGUGGAUCGGGGCGACGUCGGCCAGACUCUCGGUGCCCUGCGCUCCCCCGACGUCGGGCUCUACGGGGUCACCCCGGAAUGUGACAAAACCUAUCAGAGAGACCUCUCCGAGGCCAAGAAGACGAAGCAGGCAGCCGGUGACAAUGGCAGCAUAUGGGUGAAGCACUGGGUGAAAGGCGGGUAUCACUAUUACCACAACCUCCAGAGCCAGGAAGGAGGCUGGGACGAGCCCAAAGCCUUUGUGCCGAACAACACCCAGCUGUCCCGGGAGGAGAUCCAGACCUCCAUCUCCGGGGUGACAGCCGCCUACAACCGGGAGCAGCUGUGGCUGGCCAACGAGACCCUCAUCACCAAGCUGCAGGCCUGCUGCCGCGGCUACCUCGUCCGCCAGGAAUUUAGGUCCAGGAUGAAUUUCCUGAAGAAGCAGAUCCCCGCCAUCACUUGCAUCCAGGCUCAGUGGCGGGGGUACAAGCAGAAGAAAGCCUACCAGGAUCGCCUCGGGUACCUGCGCGCCCACAAGGAGGAAGUCGUAAAGAUCCAGUCAAUGGCGAGGAUGCAUCAGGCCAGGAAGCGCUACAGAACCCGCCUGCAGUACUUCCAGGACCACAUAAACGACAUUGUCAAAAUCCAGGCCUUUAUUCGGGCAAACAAAGCUCGAGACGACUACAAGACCCUCAUCAACGCGGUGGACCCCCCCAUGGCCGUGGUCCGGAAAUUUGUCCAUCUGCUGGACCAGAGCGACCAAGAUUUCCAGGAGGAGCUCGAGCUCAUGAAGAUGCGGGAGGAGGUCGUGACCCUAAUCCGGUCCAACCAGCAGCUGGAGAACGACCUUAACCUCAUGGACAUCAAGAUCGGGCUGCUGGUGAAGAAUAAAAUCACCUUGCAGGACGUCGUCUCUCACAGCAAAAAACUGACCAAGAAGAACAAGGAGCAGCUGUCCGACAUGAUGAUGCUCAAUAAACAGAGGGGAGGCCUGAAGGCUCUGAGCAAGGAGAAGAGGGAGAAGCUGGAAGCCUAUCAGCACCUCUUCUAUCUGCUGCAGACCAACCCCACCUACCUGGCCAAGCUGAUCUUCCAGAUGCCCCAGAACAAGUCCACCAAGUUCAUGGACUCGGUGAUCUUCACGCUGUACAACUACGCCUCCAACCAGCGGGAAGAGUACCUGCUGCUGCGGCUCUUCAAGACGGCUCUCCAGGAGGAGAUCAAGUCCAAGGUCGAUCAGAUCCAGGAGAUUGUGACCGGCAACCCCACGGUCAUUAAGAUGGUCGUGAGUUUCAAUCGGGGAGCCCGGGGGCAGAACGCCCUGCGGCAGAUCCUGGCGCCGGUGGUCAAGGAGAUCAUGGAUGACAAGUCGCUCAACAUCAAAACGGACCCGGUGGACAUUUACAAGUCCUGGGUGAACCAGAUGGAGUCCCAGACCGGAGAAGCCAGCAAACUGCCCUACGACGUGACCCCCGAGCAGGCGCUGGCUCACGAAGAGGUGAAGACCCGCCUGGACUCCUCCAUCAGGAACAUGCGGGCCGUCACCGACAAGUUCCUCUCGGCCAUCAUCAGCUCCGUGGACAAAAUCCCGUACGGGAUGCGCUUCAUCGCCAAGGUCCUGAAGGAUUCGCUGCACGAGAAGUUCCCCGACGCCGGCGAGGACGAGCUGCUGAAGAUCAUCGGCAACCUGCUCUACUACCGCUACAUGAACCCGGCUAUCGUCGCCCCGGACGCCUUCGACAUCAUCGACCUCUCGGCGGGCGGGCAGCUCACCACGGACCAGCGCCGCAACCUCGGCUCCAUCGCCAAAAUGCUUCAGCACGCGGCCUCCAACAAGAUGUUCCUGGGAGACAACGCUCACCUGAGCAUCAUCAACGAGUACCUCUCGCAGUCCUAUCAGAAAUUCAGACGCUUUUUUCAAGCAGCUUGUGAAGUCCCGGAACUGCAGGAUAAGUUCAACGUGGACGAGUACUCCGACUUGGUGACGCUCACCAAACCCAUCAUCUACAUUUCCAUCGGCGAAAUCAUCAACACACACACCCUGCUGCUGGACCACCAGGACGCCAUCGCUCCUGAGCAUAACGAUCCGAUCCAUGAGCUGUUGGACGACCUUGGCGAGGUGCCCACCAUCGAGUCCCUGAUAGGGGAAGGCUCCGGCAGCAUCAACGACCCCAACAAGGAGAUGCUGGCGAAAACCGAAGUGUCCCUCACCCUGACCAACAAGUUUGAUGUGCCCGGUGGUGAAAAUGCAGAAAUGGACGCCAAGACCAUCUUGUUGAACACAAAGCGUUUAAUUGUAGACAUGAUCCGGUUCCAGCCAGGGGAGACGCUGACGGAGAUUUUGGAAACCCCAGCCACCAGCGAGCAGGAAUCGGAGCACCAGCGGGCCAUGCAGAGACGAGCCAUUCGGGACGCCAAAACCCCCGACAAGAUGAAGAAGUCCAAGUCCGUCCACGAGGACAGCAGCCUGAGCCUCCAGGAGAAGAAGGAGAAGAUCCAUCUGGGCUUGAAGAAGCUGACGGAGCUGGGGACCGUGAAUCCCAAGAACAAAUACCAGGAGCUGAUCAACGACAUCGCCAAGGAUAUCCGGAACCAGCGGCGUUACCGGCAGAGGAGGAAGGCUGAACUGGUGAAGCUGCAGCAGACAUUCAGCGCCCUGAACUCCAAGGCCACUUUCUACGGGGAGCAAGUGGAUUACUAUAAAAGCUACAUCAAAACCUGCCUGGACAACUUGGCCAGCAAGGGCAAGGUCUCCAAAAAGCCCAGGGAGAUGAAAGGGAAGAAGAGCAAGAAGAUCUCCCUGAAGUACACGGCCGCGCGGCUGCACGAGAAGGGAGUCCUGCUGGAGAUUGAGGACCUGCAGACAAAUCAGUUUAAAAAUGUGAUCUUUGAAAUCAGUCCGACCGAGGAAGUUGGAGACUUUGAGGUGAAAGCGAAAUUCAUGGGAGUCCAGAUGGAAACAUUCAUGUUGCAUUAUCAGGAUCUCCUGCAGCUACAGUACGAGGGGGUCGCCGUCAUGAAACUGUUUGACCGAGCCAAAGUCAACGUCAACCUCCUCAUCUUCCUCCUCAACAAGAAGUUCUACGGGAAGUAGCGGAUGGUCUGCCGGAGACUCCGAGGGGACACGGGCGGCGGACAGAGGAAGGGAAUUCUCGUGCUGCGGACUGUUGCGGGGCCGGGGGGACCACCCCCUUCCCUGCCUCUCCCUCUCGCCUCCCUCCCCUGAAGUCAGGCUCCCGGGCGGCCCAGGACUCUGCCUCCUCCAAGUGCUACACCUUCAAUGCCAAACUGCAGGCCACCCCCACUUUGUGAAGGAACCUGGGGUCCCUGUCGCUCCCUUCUCUCCCUCCACCCCUCCCCACCAUGAGCUGGAAGCGCAAACCCGGUCUCCCUCACUUUUAUUGUUACUUCCUUUCCUUUUGCCUGACCUCGAGCGGGGAAGAGAGAACGGAAACUCGGUUCCUAAACCCCUUUUCCCUGUGCCACCUUGGGGCCGGUCACCUGGAGGCACUUUUCGGCGCUCUAGGGGCCUUUCUGCUUUCUUAGAAACCAGGAUGGUGAGUCCUGCAGACUAGCGACUAUGAGGUUGCAGAUGUUGGAAUACUGUAAAACAAAAACAAAUGAAAAAAAAAAGGUGUGAAUAUUGCUAUUCCUGCCUCAGCAUGUGCUUGUAGGGGGCAGUUCUCACAGCAGGCCCACUCUCCAGCUGCAGUGGUGGGCCGGGUGGGGCCUACUUUGUGCAGGCGUUGACCUUUUUCCCCCAUGGAGGGGUUUGAGGGUUCAGGGGUGGGGUGCGAGAGACGUAGCGCUCGAUCCUCUCCAGCGGCGGUGCCCUGUGUGGAGGCGGGGGAGGGAGUGACCGUCGGUCAACAUUCGGCUAGCGGGGACUGUCGUUUUGGAGGGCAACUAGAGGAGGGAGCCUUCCUUAGAUUUCGGUAGCCAUUUUUGCCCCUGCAGCCUGGAUCCGGCCCCGUUGGGCAGUGAGGGGAGUGGGGCCGAGCUGGCGGCAUUUCGAGGGCAGGGAAAGGGAUGUGGUCCGUAAGACAGCCCCCUUCCCCCCGGAGAAUGCGAAAGAACCCCAACUCUCACUCUUUUACCAGAGUUUCAUGGUCCAAAACUCCCUUGGAACCCAGGCGCCCUCUUCAAAUCUAGACUCAUUCUCUCCGGAGGAGGAGGCGACUUUUUUAAAUCUUUGCUUAAUUUUGCUCAGUAACUUUCAGGUGCUCAUUUUCUUUCCUGUUUCUUGAUCAAAUCCUGGAGACUGGCUUGGGUGGGGGGAAAUAGGGUAUUUUAUCAAGAUGGUUAUAGAGUGCUUUUCAAGGCUUUAGUGUACUUCAUGGAAAGGAAGAUUUUUUUUAAAAAAAUAGCUUAUCUGUAUAUCUGAAUUCUUAUAACUCUAUCUGCAGCUGCCAAACACUAGGACUGCCUGCAGAGAUGCAGAGAGAUUAUAGCGCCUUAGACAGGCUGGAUUAAAUCAUGUAUAAACAGAAUCUACCCUAUCUGCCUCCCGUUUCCUGUUAUCAGUUUCUCUCUGGACUAUCCGCCCCCCAGUGUCGAAGCCCCCUCUGCCUCUCCGUCGCCAGACACCACCUGCGGGGAUUGAUAACUCUGUCUUGAAAUCGGGCUCUAUGUAAUGUUUUUUUUUUUUAAAGUUCCCAUUUUCACGUCGGCGCAUUCGCCGCCAACGGCCGUGGUUUUAUACUCCUCUUGACGUGCCGAACAGAAUCCGUUCCCGGGCCACCCCCGUUCCCUGAUGGGGUUGGGGGGUCCUGCAGGUGGGAUCGGGGGCCGGAGCCUCGAUCGGAACAGCACCGGGAACUGAGAUCGCUCGUCAUUUCCAGUUGGCUGCUGGGCCCCCGGAGCGGGACCAUUCCAGCUUGGCUCCCCUUCGAUGUGAGCGGUCGGGAAGCCUUUUGCAGGGUGGGGAGCCGCUUCUCCUCACGCGGCCUGACGGAGAGGAAAGUCGCGAAUGACUUAGGAUAUGGGGGAACACUCACAAGCACACUCUGAGAAUUCCCUAGAUGGGGUUUCGGGGGAGGGCUGGAGAAAGGGGGUCAGUGGAUCAGCCCUUCGUCUCUUCCCUGACACCCCUUCGGGGUAACUACUACUUUCGGCGAGUACAUUCCUUUUUUUUAAAUUUUUUAUUUUCUUCUCUCCAACGUGGAAAAUAUUUUCCAGUAGACAAAGCAAUAAUCUGCCACUGAGGGGACCACAGGGAUUCAGCUCACUGCUUUAUAAAAGGGGCGUGCUCUCCUCCAGAGGCCCCGCUGCCGUAACCCCGCCCAGGCUCUGCCACAAAACAUCCAGUUUUCCGGGUCCCGCGGGAGACAGAAGGGGUCGGGGACUCCAAUGCUGAAGCCCUUCACCACCGGCUCCCACGUGCAAACUCAGAGCUAAAGAACUUUUAUGAAAAAAUUAAAAAAUAAACUUAAAAAAAGUGUAGAAGAAAUUUUUUUAUAUAUAGGAGAAACCUCCAAGGGAAAAUUCUCAAGUCUCAGCACUGAAAUGUUGUAGCUUUUAUGACGGUUUUAUUUAUUAGCGAUAGGGUUCUCCUGUCUCGUUCUCUUCCCGCCUCGAACUCCACCUCCCCGGUUGGCACGCGGUAUGGCCCGCCUGGGUUUCCUCCCUGAACAUCGGGCUUCUUGUCCUGUUGUUGGCAUAGUCGAUUGGCCUGUGUAUCGCAACUAAAUAAAAGGUCAUUGGUUCA
Messenger RNA from Ornithorhynchus anatinus (platypus), 7644 nucleotides. RefSeq names its product IQ motif containing GTPase activating protein 1 (gene IQGAP1). The transcript has 38 exons. The coding region runs from base 58 to 5031 and encodes 1657 amino acids. Gene Ontology annotation, molecular function: actin filament binding; calmodulin binding; GTPase activator activity. The record is from RefSeq and is a predicted model, not a curated record. Lineage: Eukaryota; Metazoa; Chordata; Mammalia; Monotremata; Ornithorhynchidae. Gene Ontology annotation, cellular component: nucleus; cytoplasm. Gene Ontology annotation, biological process: regulation of GTPase activity; regulation of actin cytoskeleton organization.